Molecule: messenger RNA, 1704 nt
Organism: Physcomitrium patens
Lineage: Eukaryota; Viridiplantae; Streptophyta; Bryopsida; Funariales; Funariaceae
Biological process (GO): regulation of DNA-templated transcription
Molecular function (GO): DNA binding; DNA-binding transcription factor activity
Source: RefSeq, a predicted model, not a curated record
UCUGCCGCAGAAAGGAGAGACUAGUACUCCUCGACUCAAUCAGAUAAAAGAAACGUGCCUCGAGGAGAAAUCCAUGAGGCCUAGAGAGCAUAAAUGAUUUCAUCAGCGAAGUAGUCGAAAACAAAAUCAGUCAUUAGACUUUACAAGGAAGUGACUAACUUUGAGAAGAUCGAUGCAUGCAGAAGAAGACGGCCAGAUCUGUUGGCCAUCCGACACAAGCUGAAACAUUCUCUUCGACUCGUAGUACUACUGCUGGUGGUCAUGGAGUCGGGCAGCUUGGUGCUUCAGGAAGUUCCCUAGUGCAGUCCUUCCAAAGGUGUACUUUGUGUAUCUAGGUAUUCGUUUAAUCGUCCGACCGCGACAAUCGUACCAAAAUCCACGCGCUUGAGCAGAGUUUCCUCCCAUAGUCUUGCUGCUAGACCACACCGAAUAGGACAGGCAGUUAGGUUGACGGAAGAAUGAUCGGAGGCAGCCAAGCGCAACAGGAGACGAAGCUGGGCACAGAGCUGGGCGAUGCUAACCACCCACUGUACAAGGGGGUGAGAAGGAGGCCAUGGGGGAGUUGGGUGUCGGAAAUCCGAAAGCCCAAGUCCAAGUCCCGCAUUUGGUUGGGAUCGUUUGACACUGCCGAGAUGGCAGCUACAGCAUACGAUACUGCUCUAGUUUUACGAGGAGCUGAUGCACAGCUAAACUUCCCCAAUCUGGCCAGCUCACUGCCGCGGCCCCAAGACUUGUCGGACAAGAGCAUACAAGCCGCAGCGAUAGAAGCUGCUCAAUGCAUUUCCCGGCAGAUGAAGCCGCAAAGUCGUGAUCGAUCCCGGUGUCACACAUUUGCAACAAAUUCACGAACACAUUCUUCACAUCAGCGAGAUCAAGGUAUCGAUUCAUCACUGGAUCAUCAGCACUUACCAGGCAAUGGUACUCAGUACAACCUGGCCACUUUUACAAGCGGCAGGAACCACCACCUGCCACAGCACAUGAGUCGAUCCUGCGGACACGAGGACGUCAUCCCAUUGACGUCAGCUCCGGCAUCCAGCGACUCAGAUUUAUGCUGGUUACCGAAUUCCUCCGCCUCUUGCACUGACAUCUCAGACGUCGAAAUGGAAGGUGAAGACAGAGCCAGUCCUGAGUAUCCGUCCUCAUUCAUGGAAGUCGACCAGAUGCCAAACUCCAUGGCAGACUCGCUGCAAUCUUCCGCUAACGACAGCGACGAGGGAACUUCGGCAUACUCUUGGGAACCACGAUUGUGGAGCUUCUGAGCGGCCACGUCGAGCACCGCCUGAUCACUUAUCCUUAUAAACUAUAGUAUUGCGCGACUCGGAUCGAAAUCUUUUAAUUAAAACCUACGCAAUGUGUACUAUCUUUGCAACUUCAUCAGGUGGUCGAUUUGCGUCCACAUUGCGGAUCUAAUCAAUAGCGCUCUCCUGUUCCCACUGGUGCUGUAUCUGGACAGCUGGUAUUUUUCUUGAUAGAACUAUCCCGGAGCUGCAGUUGCUAUUAGAGCGCAGUACAAUCCAAAUCAUUUUUGUUCUCAGUGGUGCAUCAUUUCAUUUCUCGUGCCAUGAUUUGAUAGGUUAAUUUUUUUUUUUUUCAAGGGCUUCAUGACUUAGUACCCAAGUAUUCUGACCAUUUGUAGAACAAGGUCUUUACCACUCUUUGGAACUUGUAAUAUGCCUGAUCAAUGAUAUGAAAUCUUUGUCUUCA